AUUACUGUCUCCUACCACAGGAUAUGGGUACAGCUCCAGCCUCCGGAGCAGAGGACUUCCAGAUCCUGCUGUAUUAUGACGCAGCUAAAGACCUGUGCUACCCCUUCAAGUACCUGGGGGAGGGGGGCAACGCUAACCGCUUCCCCCUGGAGAGGGUCUGUAUGAGGAACUGUUCAGCCAAGGCAGAGGAGAUCUAUCCCGUGGAUGAGACAAAAGCCUGCCACUUCAAGAAGGCUCUGGGUGAAUGCUUCGGCACCUACCUGCGUUAUUACUACGACCCCAUCCAUCAGAAGUGUAAGAAGUUCCACUGGACUGGCUGUGUGGGAAACGGGAACAGGUUCAUCGACCAUCAGGCCUGCAAUGCCACCUGUGCUGGGAUUCAUGAUGAGGGUACUGAAGUUGAGGAGGAUGAGCCCGAUACUCCUGUUGCCCUGAUUCUAGGAGUGGUAUUUGGGAUCACUGGAGUAAUACUCAUCAUAGUCAUUGUUGUCCUGGCCAUACAGAGCAAGUAA
Molecule: messenger RNA, 512 nt
Organism: Salvelinus namaycush (lake trout)
Lineage: Eukaryota; Metazoa; Chordata; Actinopteri; Salmoniformes; Salmonidae
Product: kunitz-type serine protease inhibitor bitisilin-3-like
Exons: 4
Molecular function (GO): serine-type endopeptidase inhibitor activity
Source: RefSeq, a predicted model, not a curated record